Molecule: messenger RNA, 1020 nt
Organism: Morus notabilis
Lineage: Eukaryota; Viridiplantae; Streptophyta; Magnoliopsida; Rosales; Moraceae
Exons: 3
Coding region: 1-1020 (339 amino acids)
Source: RefSeq, a predicted model, not a curated record
AUGGAGGCACUGCUUAAAGAGUACAUGGCAAAGAAUGAUGCAAUCAUUCAAAAUCAAGCAGCCCUCCUUCAAAGAAAGCUGAAGCAAAACGGACUAGAGAGACCUCCACCCCCAUUUUCACAAAGAUUUCAGACUCAAAAGCAAGAUAAGCAGUUCAGGAGAUUCAUAGACGUGUUAAAGCAACUCCACAUCAACAUUCCACUUGUGGAGGCGUUGGAGCAAAUGCCUAAUUACGUUAAAUUUAUUAAGGAUAUUCUUUCGAAGAAACGUCGGCUAGGUGAGUUUGAGAUGGUGGCACUAACCGAAGAAUACAAUGCGAUAUUGAAGAAUAAGCUACCACCCAAGUUGAAAGAUCCUUGUAGCUUCACUAUACCGUGCUCCAUUGGUGAUCAAUAUGUUGGAAAGGCAUUAUACGACUUGGGAGCAAGCAUCAAUCUGAUGCCUAUGUCUAUCUUCAGAAAGCUGGGAAUUGAUAGGGAGGUGCCUAUUAUCUUGGGAAGACCCUUUUUAGCUACAGGCAGCACAUUGAUUGAUGUGCAAAAGGGUGAAUUGACCAUGAGAGUCCACGAUCAGCAAGUCACUUUCAACGUGUUCAAGGCAAUGCGUUUUGCUGACGAGGUGGAGGAAUGUUCAGCUAUUAAUGUUCUGGAUUCACUGGUGGCGGCAGAGUUUGAGAAAACAUGCUCGGAAAAGCUAAUAAAAGAGGAUGACCUGACUGAUUUUGAGGUAGAUGAGGACAACAAUGAUGGUCAAGUAUCAUGGAUGGAGGGUAGACACACAUCAGCCAGCUCUAGGAGGCAAUUCGAACCAUUGGAAUUAUCAGAAAGGCCCUUCAAGCAACAUAAACCCUUUGUGGAAGAACCACCUAUUUUGGAACUAGAGCCUCUACCUGCACAUUUGAGGUAUGCAUACUUGGGUGAUUCAAACACUCUUCCAGUAAUCAUUGCUUCUAGACUAAGUGAUAUACAUGAAAUGCAACUGCUGGAGGUGCUAAAGAAGUUCAAAUGGGCGAUUGGGUAG